This is a messenger RNA of Caenorhabditis sp. 36 PRJEB53466, 2520 nucleotides long. NCBI's taxonomy places the organism in Eukaryota, Metazoa, Nematoda, Chromadorea, Rhabditida, Rhabditidae. The record is from the annotation of a GenBank genome assembly.
AUGGGCAACACUUUAACGGGAGAACUCAUCGAUUCAUGGAAUGAAGCCGACGUGAGAAAGUGGAAAGAAACGGCUUGGAACAUGCAACAGUGCACUUAUCUGCAGUUCGAAGGAAGUCAAUUCCACGACAUAACCGACUUGUCCGUAGAUCUCAGCGUCACGAAGAUUUGCUUUGCAAUUUACGGGCCCCCAACAGAAGAAGCCAAGACUUUGGAAGUUGCUUACUCGAAAGAGCAACGCGAAUUCGGGCGAAAAUGUUAUGAUAAGAUCAGAGAAGUUUGGGGCAAAGCACCCGAAAAAAAGUUCAAACUCGGAUUCGUGUUCGUUUUUUGCAAGGAAGGAGAGAAAGAGUAUCAGGUACAGAAUAUAUCGAAGCAAAGUCCACUUUAGAUUUCAUAGCGUUUUUCAGGUUCCUUUGUUCCGUCUUCUUUGGGAAACCAAGAAUAGCGUAGACUUUAGUCGUUACAUUGACACUUCAAUGCGCGUGUACGAAAGUGCGCAAGACUGGAAAGACAACAAUCACUUGCCGAUGAUGAAGUACUGUUAUCCGACAACGUUUUCUUAUACACGCCAUUCUGGCUGGAGUUACGAGUAUGACCCAACGAAAGAAAUUACUGUUGAGUUCAAUACAUCACCCGCAUGCAACUUGGCAUCCAGAAUUGCCCGAGUCGCCGAUGUGAUCAUAACUGCGGUCGGAAUGACUGUUGGAGUUGCUGCGAUCUUCACGCCGGUGGGAUUCAUCAGUGGGCCUGUCCUUCUUUCCGUCGGCGUCGGAUCCGCUGGCUGGGGAGUUGGUCGAGCCAGCCAGCGAUUAAUCGACAAAGCAAACCACGGGGAGAGCUUGAGCGAUCUGGAGAGCACUCUUUUGUGGCUGUCAAUUGCUGCGGCCCCAUUGAACUUCCUGAACGGAUUCGUCGGAGCAAGACUUGCCGCGGGUGCAGCAGGCGGAAGGAUUUUCUCGCAGACUCAUCGAGUUCUGGCCACUCUUUUAAUGCUGACUGUGGUCGGCGUAGAUUCCUUUUCCUUCAUCCUGAAUCUCUCGAAUCUCAUCGACAAGGCUAACAACAAGCAGCUGACUACUCUCGAUGUUCUGCAAUUCUCCGUCAGUACCUUAUUCUUCGGCAAUAUGCUUAUUCAACCGAAAACCGCCACAGGCAUCAUCGAGAAAGCUCAGCAGCAAAGAAUUCAUGAAAUCUCGACUGGUAUGACGGAUGCAGAGGCACAAAAAGCAUUCAAAUCCUAUUUGGAGACUAACAAAGGUGACGGUGGCAUCAAGGAUACUUCAAAGAUUGUGCGGAAUCUGAACAAGAUGGAAGAUCCCAACUUCUUUUUCAAAUCCGUCAAUGACUUCAAAGAAGUAAAAAUUGGAGGUAAAAAAGGAAAUACGAACUUAGUUUCCAACGGGCCCGGAAGUGGUGAAACUCAUCGAGUGAACCCGAAUAAAAGGUUGGUGGAUGGUGAAAAUACCAAUAAACUGAAAUAUUGCAGAACGCAGUUCACGAAAAAUCUACAGUCUGGUACUCCAAAAGUUAACAAACCAGCCGAACUGAAAAGCUGCUUGGGAGGAAAGGAAUACAAAGAUCAUAAGCACUUGGGAAAGUUGAACAACCAGCAAACUGGAAGACUGAAUAAGGCUAGGGAAAGAAGUAAAACUCAAAAAGGAACAAUUCUGUGUUCAGGUGUUCGGAGGAGCUGCCAAAUAUGAUGAGCACAUUGUUGAUUUCGCCACAAAACUGGCCGAUGAAAUGAAGAUGACAAACAAUCCGGACGGCUUCAUGUCACUUGUGGAAAUUGUGGCAGCACAGGCAAAAAGUCUGGUGUUUCAGUGAUUUUAAUAAUUGUCCAUAAGGUUUCAGAAGAUCCUAACUUUGCUCGUACCGGAAAUGUGAAAAAUUUCCUUGCGACACUUAUGAAGGAUUUGAACAAAGUGAGAGAGAUCUCAUCAUCGAAAACGCUCUCUUUUCCCGACGAGUUCAAAGCGCUUUAUCACUACCGGAAGCACGGAGAAGAGUUUAUGAAGUUUUGUACUCCUGAAUUCUAUUUGGGAAAGUUGCCAGGCAACGUACAGAACCAGGGUAAUCUUGCGGAUGUCUGCCAGGUCACUACCCAACUUCCGGUUAGUUUCUUAACUGUUCUCUCAAUUCUAGUUAACUUGGCUUUCAGAACGGAACAACAGAAGUUUUCACCCGAAAAACGUAUUUGCGUCACGAUGACUCGAUGCUUGUGAUCAUCGAGAAGGACAACCUGAAAAGCGUCAGCACCAUCUACAAGAAACCGGAAUUCUGGACAGAGUACAAGCAAAGAUUCGAAACGACGAACACUCCUCCCCCGGACGCCUCCUUCGCGAAUCUCGCAUUUGUUGCCGGGCUGGAUGCAGUUCAGCUGCAGCUCAGAUCCAGCAGCUUCUUCUUCCGUAACUCGGAAAUCACUGAAAGGGACCCGAACUAUGAACAAUAUAAGCGAAUGAUCGGAAUUCUUGCUGAGGAUAUGGCGAAUGUGCUUGCGCAUGAGAAAGCUUGA